Messenger RNA from Anthostomella pinea, 1482 nucleotides. The record is from the annotation of a GenBank genome assembly. Lineage: Eukaryota; Fungi; Ascomycota; Sordariomycetes; Xylariales; Xylariaceae.
AUGCGGACCGAUAUCAUCUUCGGCCUGCUGGUCUCAUGUCUGGCUUUCACUUCCUGUCGAGCAGAUCUGCUCUCCUAUGCGGAUGAAUUACCAAAAUGCGCGUUGAGCUGCUUGCUGACGACAAUACCGGCUUCGGCCUGCGGUAAUUUCACAAACUCGACCUGCAUCUGCACAGAUACCGACCUUUCUGCGGCAACAGGUGCAUGCGUGGCCGCCAGCUGCACGGUGAUGGAGCAGCUAACUUUGGUGAGGACCGAGCAAGAAGCAUGCAAUAUACCCAAGCGAACGAGAAGAGACGAUAUACCCGGUUUUGUCGUCUUCUGGGCCGUUACAUUGCUGUGUCUGGCUAUCAGGUUGUGGGUCAGGUAUUCGACGGCAACCGAACUAGCGAUGGACGAUCUUGUGGUGGUGUUGAUGCUGCUGGUUCUUAUUGCCUUCGUGGGUCUGGGCCAAUAUGUCCGGUUCACUGCGAUUGGCUUCGACAUAUGGAACCUGGAUGAGGCGACCGUCACCAUCGCGCUGAAGUUGUUCUUCAUCGACGAGUUGCUGUAUACGGUCGUCCUGGCGCUCUGCAGGGUGGGAAUCCUCAUGUUCCUGAUCCGCGUCUUUUCUUCGGUCCGCAAUUUUGCGACAAUAUGUUAUAUCGUGAUGGCCUGGGUUGUGGUCUCGGCCGUCGUCAUCGUCCUUAUGACAGUCUUCCAGUGCUGGCCGAUUCCGUACAACUGGCUCGGGUGGAAAGGCGAAUUCGGCUCCCAUCAGUGCCUGGACCUCAACGUGCUCGGUUACGUGGCGGGCGGGCUGGGCAUUGGGCAGGAUCUGGUGAUCCUCCUGAUACCGCUCCCGGUGAUCACUUCGCUGCAGAUGCCGCUGAAACGAAAGCUCUUCACGCUGUUCAUGUUUAGCCUGGGCAGCUUCGCACUGGCCAUAAGCUGCAUCCGGCUGCGAUAUCUCGUGCAGUUCCGAAAGAGCAGGAAUCCGACAUACGAUUACACCGACGCAGUCAUCUGGACCGAACUGGAAGUAUACGUCACCGUCAUCGUACUCUGCCUGCCAUCGAUCCGGACCUUCCUCGCAGGCCUCAUGCCCAAAGGCUUCGGAAGCAAGCAUACCAAGACACCAGCAGCAGCGAGCAGGACAUUGCCGUCGGGGCGAACAGGUGCUUCGUCCAAAUGUCCCUCGAAGCAGUAUUCGGAGUUGGAGUCGGGACGCGGGACGGAGUCGAUCGAAAUGCCAAGGAGAGUGCGCGUAUCCGAGCAAGCAGCUGCCGAGAGGUACCGGGAUAAUGGGCCGGACGUUGACUAUUUUCGUUGGCACGGCGCGAAUGAUGUGUGGAUGGGGCCUUCGUCGGCAGGGCCGGUUGCCUAUGCCUCCAGAUACCCUGAUGCCUCGAGAUACCCCUAUGCCUCCAGAUAUCCGGAUACCUCCAAAUACCCGGAUGCCUCGAGGGGGGCGUACUCUUCUCAGCCAAGGCGUGGACCAUGA